AUGAAUUUUUGUAGAAUUAUUCCAAAUAAUUUUCAAUUAGAAGAACCUUUAACAACAAAAUUACCAAAAAUUAAAAGGUUUAAUGGUCAAAGUAUUAUUGAUGAAAUAAACGAAAGAAUUGGACAAAAUUUACUUGAAUGGAUUGAAAAUUCGUUGAAUAGUUUUCUCAUUUGCGUGCAAAGGCUUCUUGUAGAAAGAUGUUUUGAACCUCCACAACGUUUCACUUUACAACAAGAGAAUCUCCGUUUACUUACACAUAAUAUUUAUUCUUCUCAAAUUUCUUUGGCACAUAAAGCAGAAUUAGCAGCAAAAUUGGAAUUUCCAGAAUUACGUUUAAUUGAAUAUGAUUGUGGAAAACUUCAAGUACUCGCCAGGCUAUUAGAACAAUUAUAUGAAAAUAAACAUCGUUGCCUUAUUUUCACCCAAAUGUCAAAAAUGUUGGAUAUACUUCAAGCAUUCCUUUCUCACCACAAUUAUAACUAUUUUCGUUUGGAUGGUUCAACUCAUAUAGAUCAGAGACAGGCAAUGAUGGAACGUUUUAAUACUGAUAGUUCUAUAUUUUGUUUCAUUCUUUCUACAAGAUCUGGGGGUAUUGGUGUUAAUUUAACUGGGGCUGAUACUGUUAUAUUUUAUGAUUCUGAUUGGAAUCCGACAAUGGAUGCUCAAGCACAGGAUCGUUGUCACAGAAUUGGACAAACAAGAAAUGUAACAAUUUAUCGUUUAAUUAGUGAAAGAACAAUUGAAGAAAAUAUUUUAACAAAAUCAACACAAAAAAGGCGUUUAGGGGAAAUGACAAUAGAUGAAGGGGAAUUUACUCCAGAUUUUUUUAAAUCAGCAAAUAAUUUGAGAGAAUUAUUUAAUAAUGAAGAAACUGUUGCAAAUAUAUUAAAAGAAAAUGAAGAAUUAAUUAAAAAUAAUAAAACUUCAACAAAAGAAUUAGAAAUGGCUAUGUUAAGUGUUGAAGAUAAACAAGAUGUUUUGGCAGCACAAAAAGCUAAAGAAGAAAAUAAUGUUGAUUUAAUUGAAUUUGAUGAAAAUACUCAAAUAAAUGGAAGAGGAGGUGGAGGGGGAGAAGAACGUGGAAAUAGUUAUAUUGAAAGUCCUUCAGAGCAAUAUUUGGAAUUAAUUAAUGAGUUAAAACCAAUUGAACGAUAUGCCGUUAAUUUUCUUACAAAUGAGUACAGGCCUGCUUUAGAUAAAGAAUUUGAAGAAACUGAGGCCCUAAUUCGAGCUAAACAAAAAGAAUUUUUGCAAGAUAGUAGUGAGGAUGAUGUUUCUGAUAAAGGAAGUAUUGUUAGCAAAAAAUCAUCAAAAGAUGGGAAACAACAAAAACAUAACAACAAAACAAUUGAAGAACAACAACAAAAUAUUACUUUUGAUGCAAAUUUAAAUGAGGUAUUGAAAAAAGAGGAGAGGGUUAGUAGAAAGAAUAGUAGUAAUUCUCUUAAAAAUAAAAAGGGUUCUAGUAGUAAUAUAAUUGUAAAAAAGCGUUACAAUACAAGAAAUUCAUCAUUUUCUUUAAAUAUACCACCAACAACAACAAGUCAACAAUCAUCAAAUAAUAAUUUUGCUAUCCCUCAAUUACCUCAAACAAGCAGUAAUGGAUUUGGUAGUAGUAAUAAUAAGAGCAGGAAAAAAGGCUCUUAA
Molecule: messenger RNA, 1647 nt
Organism: Meloidogyne enterolobii
Lineage: Eukaryota; Metazoa; Nematoda; Chromadorea; Rhabditida; Meloidogynidae
Source: the annotation of a GenBank genome assembly